Phyllopteryx taeniolatus (common seadragon) is the source of this 3587-nucleotide messenger RNA. RefSeq names its product ciliary microtubule associated protein 1B-like. The record is from RefSeq and is a predicted model, not a curated record. Lineage: Eukaryota; Metazoa; Chordata; Actinopteri; Syngnathiformes; Syngnathidae. The transcript has 8 exons. Gene Ontology annotation, cellular component: cytoskeleton. Bases 344 to 1111 code for a protein of 255 amino acids.
GGCACAUCCACGGACAGUACACACAUGAGCCGACGCCAGCCAGCGCCAUCUACAGGAUGUAAUGAGGAAAACUCUGCCCCGGUCCCCAAUGGAGUGGUGUGUCGGGGGGGGGGGUCGUGCCAUGACGUCUGCGCAAAUCACAAGCAAGUUUGUGUGCUCUGUGUUUGGCGCACACGCCACCCUAAUCCAAAAUACAUCAUCACAUUUGAGCUCUAAUGAUGUCGAACGCAAGGGGCGGCGUCAGGACGCAUUAAAUGCACGAGAGCAUUUGGUGGGCUUCGCAUCUGCUACCGUUCGACGUCUUCCAAUUGCACCGGAAGUCCACGGGAGCCCGUGACAGCUCAUGCCUGGUGAAAAGCCUAAAGUUGGCGGGGUGGUUGGGGCCACCAGAUCACUGUAUGCACUGCCUUCGCUGACAGGCGCAAUUAACCACGAUCCGACAAAAUCCAAAGCACCAAGUUACACUUUUGGCCAUACCUCUCACUCAAAAAAACAAAACACCUCACCUGGACCCGCUCAUUUUAUCCCCUCGAACAUCACCAAAAAUGGCCGCGAUGGAACACCGGCAUUUUCAUUUGGCAGACGUCGAAAGGACCGGGCACUUGACGAAAUGCCUGCGCCCAAUUGCUACCAUCUUGCAAAUGCAGAGAAGAUCACAUUUAGGUCUUAUCCUGCUUAUACUUUGUCUACAAGGUGGAAACAUGCAGUACCAAGCUACCAGACCACACCCGGUCCAGCAUCCAACAUGCUUCCUCCUGUUCUGGGAUCCAAAACUGUGAACAUACCUUCGGUGCCCGCACACACAAUCUGCGGUCGCAGCAAAAUUGGCAACUUUUUUAAUGAUUUGGCACAGACUCCAGGCCCCGCAGCCUAUCAAGCUGUGGACCCCAAAACGUACCUGAGGAAAUCUCCCCAGUACAGCAUGCCAGCCCGCAACUUCCUACCUACAAGCUUUACAAAGACACCAGCGCCUGGAGUGUACUGCCCUGAGAAGGUCACCUCCUCACACCUAAAAGCUCCAUCCUUCAGCUUUGGGCGACAUCACUCGGAAAACACCCUAAUCCCACUCACGGAUGUGGAUCGAAGUCAACGCUCAUUAACGCUUAUUUAAUUUCGCACUGAAGUAAAUGGUAAAAUCCAGCUGGUAGGAAUGAUAACGAGGGUACAAUCGAAAGACGACGACACUUUACACCCUAGAGCAGCCUUCAUCAAAUGCUUUAAGCCACACGUAGCGCUUUAACAUCCAUCCGAGCAGAAAUGGCACACCCUCAGAAAAGGUAUUUUAAAAAGUUAUGUUUAGGCAUGCAAUAUUAGCCAACACAAGCUUGAUUGUUGAUUUUUGUGAUUUGGGUACCAUACGUUCCAUCCAUUUUCUGUAGCGCUUGUCCUUGUUAGGGUCAACUGGAGCCUAUUUUAGCUGACUUUGGGCAAGAGUCGCCAGCCAAUCACGGGGCACACAUAGAUUAAUAACAUUCACACGUACACCUAUGGACAAUUUAGAACCUAACAUGCAUGUUUUUGGACUGCGAGCAAGCGGAAGUGCCUGAAGAGAAUCCACGCAAGCGCCGGGAAACAUGCAACCCCCACACAGGGACAAGGCCUGAGUCGAGAUUUGAAUCCAGAACUCCACAACUGUGAGGCAGACUAGCUAAUCACAAGGUCACCAUAUAUAUAGGUUUUUUUUUAAUAUAUAAAUAACACUUAUUAUGUGAAAGAAAAUUACAUACCACACUGCCAGUUUAAUCUUGUACAAGCUUUGUGAAUCUCUUCUCAAGAAUAUUUUUAAAAUAAAAAAAUAAUAAAUGAAAGUACUCUGCUAUUAUGUUAUUGCACAUUUUGUACACAUAUGUCUGAAAUUAAUAUAAAGAGAACCUAAACAGUACAGUACACACUCAGUAAUUUGCAAAUUGCCAUUCAAGAACCUACCCUUUGAUUCUUUGCAUAUUUUUGUGCUCCAUCUGUAACGUCAUAAGAAGCCGCCCAAACGCCGUGCUCCUAAAGCACCAUGUUAGCAGAGGAUUAGCUAGCGUUGGCCACCAUUUGAAAAAAGGUCUGCCUCGCUAUGGUACAGCGGUGGAACUGCUUGAUGCAAAGUACAGUAACCAAACUAAAGAUAGGUUGCAAAAUAUGUACAGCGGUGCCUUAAAAGUCCCAUAACAUCAUUUUUGUGUGUGUUUUUGUUAAUCAUGUUUGUUGUCUAUUAUGUUUGCAAGAUAAUUUGGGUUGGAAAUGCCCAGGUUGCCCUUUUAUCAAGCUCUUCUAGUUGGUUCAAAAUGCCUGGGAGAUGAGACGGGUGGAUUUCUUAUUGAUAUUCGAUAUUAGAAUAAGCUAUGCUCUGGUUGGACCACAUAUGUCAAACUUAACCAGGUCAUGGAGUCAUUUUGACCUGUUCUGCAUUAAACAGUGGAAAAAUAUGGAUUUUUAUGGCAUAUGGGACCUUUAAGGUAUGUGUUUAAUUAGUUCUGUGACAUUAGUCUCAAUCUCAAACCAUCUUUCCCCAUUGAAACUAAUGGAAAUGCGAUUCAUCUGUUCCAGCCCACCGAAACACCCAAAAUUCAUUUUUCACAAGCAAAAAAUGCACUCAACUGUAUUAUAUAAAAACCAAAAACAUUUGCUCUCCACAUAACAAAACACAACUGUACCUAAUGUACUGUGCAUCCUUGUUCUUCUGUGGUGUCUAUUGGCAGUUGGCAAACCAGUUUAAUGAUGCAAUACCGCCACCAACUGAUAUUGUCCUUCCACUGCAAGGAAACCAAUGUGAAUUGAUGGUGGCCGGAUGUUGUGAAGUGUACUGCCGCCAUCUAGCGGUGCGGAUCAGAAGCGCACUAAUCUCAAAACUGGAUCAUGUGGCAGCUCUUAUUUUAGAAAACUCGAAAGUCCAGGAAUUGCGCUUUGAAAAAGUACUUAUCACUGAGUCAGAAACGUAAUAAAAUGACUUAUGGUAGUUGGUAUUUUUAUAGGAUGUGCAGGGGCGACAUACAUGCCAGUGUCCUCACUGUAUUUUUUCAUAGUCAAAUCAUCUCCAAGACGGCUGCACGCAUGAAGCCAGGCUUCACUUCCUGCAAAAACAUUCCAGUUCAGUGAUUAAAUGAGGAUUCAAAUAGUAAGCAGUGUUUUAGCAUGUGUCCCAUUGCAUCAGAUGACAAAUGGUUGGAUUUACGGAGACCACUAUUGCACUGAUUCUUUUUAAAUCCCUGUUUCUUUUCUUUCAGGCAACCUACAGGAUACUGAUUGGGAUCUAGCCUAUGAAACUGAACACGAUGACAGUACCUCAUGUGAAUAAAAGUGCAAGUAAUGUAUCCAAAAUCUAAGGAAAUCCCCAAUUUCUGUACAAACAAGUGUCCAGAAGUAAUCGUCAUAUAAAUCGCCUCGAUGUAAAUCUCUUGAUUUUGUUGUUUUGUCCCAUCCUGUUGCCAAGAUAAUUUGUUGUGCAAGAACAACAAAGUGCAACAACAAAUAAAUUGUUUAGAUGAAUGACAAUAACUGAAAAUAUAAAUUAACAAACGGUAUAAAAUGAAAAAAAACAAGGUGAUAAAUUUGGUUUAAAAAAGAUGAAAUUAAAGAUUUUUUUUAACUGUAAAGACGUG